Messenger RNA from Penicillium verhagenii, 1722 nucleotides. RefSeq names its product glycerol kinase. The record is from RefSeq and is a predicted model, not a curated record. Gene Ontology annotation, molecular function: glycerol kinase activity. Gene Ontology annotation, cellular component: mitochondrion. The transcript has 4 exons. Gene Ontology annotation, biological process: glycerol-3-phosphate biosynthetic process; glycerol metabolic process; triglyceride metabolic process. Bases 1 to 1722 code for a protein of 573 amino acids. Lineage: Eukaryota; Fungi; Ascomycota; Eurotiomycetes; Eurotiales; Aspergillaceae.
AUGCGGAACCCUUUUGACCUCGACAACGACAGCAUCGACGGCGACUCAGAAUCCGCCCAGGAUCAGGAGCACUUCGAACUCCCCGAGAGGCCCAUUGAAACAGAUGACGGAGACCGGGCGAUCUUGCAAGAUGAGGACAAACAUGCGGAGGACCUGAAGGAGCGUUUUAUUGGCACCAUUGAUCAGGGUACCACCAGUACCCGUUUCAUCAUCUUUGACUGCACAGGCGUUCCUAUCGCCAAAUACCAAACCGAGUUCCGUCAACUUCACGAACAUCCAGGAUGGCACGAACAAGACCCCUACGAAUUGGUAGAGUCUGUCUUUAUUUGCAUUGAAGAGGCGAUGAAAUCAUUCCUUGCACUGGGUCACUCCAGGUCGGACAUCGAGGCGGUCGGAAUCACCAGUCAACGAGAAACCGCCCUAGUUUGGGACUGGGAGACCGGUGAGCCCUUGCACAACGCUAUUACUUGGACCGAUACCCGGACUGUCAACUUGGUCCGUGAGCUCAAGGAAAAGCCCGGUGCCGACGAACUGGUCAAUAUUUGCGGUCUACCCCUCUCCACAUACCCCUCAUCUGUCACGUUGCGAUGGAUGCUGGACAACCUACCCGACGUUCGCUCCGCUUAUGACGAGGGCCGUGCUGCCUUCGGUACCGUCGACAGCUGGCUGAUCUACAACCUCAAUGGAGGUCCCCAAAACAAGCGUUUGGUCACCGAUGUGACCAACGCCUCGCGUACCAUGUUUAUGAACCUGGAAACCCUUCAAUAUGACGAUCGGCUUUUGAAGUUCUUUGAUAUUGAUCCCAAGAAAAUCCGUCUCCCAGAGAUUUUCCCCUCGGCCGAUCGCGAGGGCUUCGGAGAGAUCUGUGAAGGUCCUUUGGAAGGUGUCCCCAUCACCAGCUGUCUGGGUGACCAGGCUGCGGCCUUGGUCGGUCACUGUGCCUUUACUCCCGGAUCUGCCAAGAACACAUAUGGUACCGGAUGUUUCCUUCUCUAUAAUGUGGGUGAAAAGCCCGUCAUCUCGAAACACGGCCUGCUUGGCACGGUCGGUUUCCAAUUGGGCCGGGAUCGCAAGGCCGUUUAUGCAUUGGAGGGUAGUGUGGCGGUGGCUGGCAGUGGUGUGUCAUUCCUCAUGAAUAAUAUGGGCUUCUUCCGUGAUUCUCGCAAGGUCAGCGAUCUGGCUGCGACUGUGCCGGACAGUGGAGGCUGCGUCUUCGUUACUGCAUUCAGUGGUCUCUUUGCACCUUACUGGAUCGAUGACGCCAAGGGAACUAUUUGGGGUAUCACUCACCACACACAGCGAGGGCAUAUCGCUCGCGCAACUAUGGAGGCUGCAUGCUUCCAAACCAAGGCCAUUCUGGAUGCCAUGGAGAUGGACAGUGGCAAGAAAUUAACAGAAUUGGCCGUGGAUGGUGGUAUGAGUAACUCCGAUAUUUGCAUGCAGACCCAAGCCGAUAUCAUCCAAAUCCCUGUCGAGCGACCCGCAAUGCACGAAACUACCGCUCUCGGUGCCGCGAUCGCUGCUGCCUUCGCCAUCGAUGUCUGGAAGGACUUUUCCGAUCUCAAGCACAUGAACCGCGCCAACCGUGCUACCUUCGAACCCUCCAUUACACCCAAAGCCAGUUCAAAGAUGUACAAAUGGUGGUCCAAGGCUGUCGAGAUGUCCCGAGGCUGGAUGGAGACCACGCAGGAAUCCGACGACGAGGACGACGACGUCGAAUAA